Messenger RNA from Poecilia latipinna (sailfin molly), 2253 nucleotides. Its product is annotated as zinc finger and SCAN domain-containing protein 12-like. Gene Ontology annotation, molecular function: DNA-binding transcription factor activity, RNA polymerase II-specific; RNA polymerase II cis-regulatory region sequence-specific DNA binding. Lineage: Eukaryota; Metazoa; Chordata; Actinopteri; Cyprinodontiformes; Poeciliidae. The record is from RefSeq and is a predicted model, not a curated record. Bases 428 to 1672 code for a protein of 414 amino acids. Gene Ontology annotation, biological process: regulation of transcription by RNA polymerase II. The transcript has 3 exons.
AGAUAAAGAUAUUUUGAACGGAAAAUAUAAGAAAUAAUACAAUAUAAAAUACAAUAAUUUAAAUUGUGUUAAACUUGGUCAUCAAAUAAGUGUCAGUAUUCAGUGACGGUAUCAAUGCAGCUUGGCAAUGUGUCGAAACGCUUCAUUAACUUUAUAAUGAACUGAAUGAAAACACGGACCCAGAAAUGCAUAUUUGAUUAAAUAUGUUUAAUACAAAAGUAUUACAUUUGUCACCUUACCAGAGUUUGUUCCUAAGAAAUAACGGAAAUCAAACAGUGUGACGUGUUUAAAACGCCACUCCAAGCAUCACGUCACUUCCUGUGAUUAGCUUAGCCUAGCUAGUAGCCGUUAGCAACAGCUAGCCGCGCUGAGUCCGCAGCUGUUUGACGGUGGUUCUGUUGGAUCUGAGCCGAACCUUUCAGCAGCAAUGUGUUCCGUUCAGCCUCUGAGAGAGUUCAUCAGGGAAAGACUCGCUGCUGCCGCGGAGGAGAUCUUCUCAGAGGUGGAGAACACCGUCAGGCUGCUGGAGAGCCGCUGGGGGACCGACACACACCGGGAACCAACAGGUCCGCAACACCACACACACCGGGAACCAACAGGUCCGCAACACCACACACACCGGGAACCAACAGAACUCCAGCAGCUGAAGGUUCCUGAGGACCCGGUUCUGAUUGACCCUAAACUAUGGAGCCAGGAGCGAAACCACAGACCCGACCCAGGUAAACCAGAACCGGGCCGGGAUGAGGAACCACAGAUCGGAGAGAUAUUCUGCGGUUCUGGAAUCAACUCGGUCCAGUUUGGAGGAGAACAGGAUCAUCAGCACCAGCUGCCGGACACGAAACCUUGGAGAACAGGAGAGACCUGGUGCUGCCCGGCUAACGAACUUCCACAGCAACAAGAUUCUGAUCGGGUUCUGAUGGGCCAGCAGCUCCAGAACCACGGCAGGACAUGGAGUCUGGACCAGGAGGAACCAGAACUUUCACUGAAGCAAGAGUACCAGGAGGAUCUGUGUGUCUGUCAGGAGGAAGAGCAGUCGGACCCGGAGACGUUCAUGGCGGUUCUGACUGAUGAAGAAAGUGAUCAGACUGAACCAGAACCAGAACCAAACUCUGGGUCAGAACCUCUUCAAGGAUCUAAAGUCAAGUCCAAUAAGAAGAGAAGAAAAUAUGCAGAAAGUUCUUCUGGGUCGGAGAGUCUGGAUGAUGGUGGUGGAGCAGCAGCCCAGGUGACUUAUUGGACAGCGUCCCCAGCCGAGGACGUUGUCUCUCCAAGUCCAGAGGGAGGACGACCUUCGACCUCAUCGGCCCCGCUGCUGCGCGGCACUGACAGCGGACCCUGUGAAACGCCGUCCGCUCGCCGGUCAGCAGCCAACUGGGCCCGGCGGACUCCAGCAGCAGACAGUCUGUAUUCCUGCAACACCUGCGGGAAACGCUUCCGGUUCAACUGCCGCUACUUGUCCCACAUGAGGACCCAUACGGGGGAGAAACCGUUCUCCUGCAGGCAAUGUGGGAAAAGUUUCACUCAGGGAGGAAGUUUGUGGCGACACGUCAGAACGCAUUCCGGAGAGAAACCGUUCAUCUGCAGAACAUGUGGGCGGAGCUUCAGCCAGAAGACCGGUCUGCUGGGCCACAUCAGGACUCAGCACAGAGGGGUGGAGCCAAGCUCUGGCUGAACGUGUGGGCGGAGCCUCAGCAUUAUGGGCGGGGCCUCAGAGAGAAGAACAAAGUGGCAACUAAACAGGUUUAGUAAUCAAAAUUAUGAUGAAUGGACAAAAACACUUGACCUGGUCUGGUCCCCUGGCCCAGGUCAAGUGUCAGGUUCUGGGGUUCUGACCCGUCUUUAGAGGUUCUGACUAGGGCUGCAGAUGGAGGUUUUCUGGCCGAUCACCAGUCCUUAAAAAGCCUGACCUGCUGAUUCUGAUUUUGGCCGAUACCAAUUUUUUUGACUGGAAUGUUGCUUAAUAUAGCAAGAAAGUCACUGAGUUGGUAAAAAUGUGGUGACUUGUUAACUGCCAACUUGCAGACCGGACCUGGUGGGUGGUCUGUCAGUCAGAUCUCUCAGGAGAGAGCAGAAGAGGGCAGUGGUUGAUUUUUAGGCUGUUCUUGAUAAGAUCGGAGGAUAAGAUCAGCUUCACAUGUGGGACAAUCACCAUCUCCCAAAAUUCAAACAACUGGUGCCGAUAAAUCCAUUGGCCCCUGGUUCUGACCCGUCUUCUUACAUAUUCUUUUAAAUAAAGUUUGUUUUCUCCAUCAA